AUGAUGUCCGGCAACAUUUUAAAUAGCGUAACACAAUCUAUUCGUACUUAUAAUGUCACACGAAUAAUUGGUGAAUUGACCAGUACAACAACGAAUUCACUAUCUCUCAUCCAACACACAACAAUGUCUGCUAAUAAGAUACCACUACCACCUACAGAUAUAUCACCGGCAGCGUGUAUUGCUUUUGUAAUACUUAUAUUAGCUACAGUUGGUGGCAAUACGCUCGUACUUUCAGCGCUGUUCCUUGACAAACGUCUUCAUAUGCCGUCUUUUUAUCUGAUUGCUAAUAUGGCUAUUGCUGAUCUCUUACUUGGUCUAUCUGUUUUACCGUUUUCAUCUGUUCUCGAGUUACUCAACGAUCGAUGGAUAUUUGGACAAAGUUUCUGUUCGGCAUGGCUAGCACUUGAUGUAGUCUGUUGUACGGCAUCAAUUAUAGCUUUAAUGGGCGUUUCUAUUGAUCGAUAUGUCGGUGUAACACGACCAUUGAAUUAUAGUAGUAUAAUGACUACACGACGAUCAGUCUAUUUAGUAAUUGUUGUUUGGGCUGUAUCAAUAUUAACAUCUGUUGUACCACUAUUUGGUUUAACAGAUCGCGAGAAGCAAUCGAAUGGUUUCGAUAUUGCACACGAAAGUUACGAAACAUGUAAAGUUAAUAAAAAUACAUUUUACACAAUAUUUUCAUCGAUGAUAUCAUUUUACAUACCUGUCAUCAUUCUGCUUAUACUCUAUUCACGUGUCUAUCAAGAAGCAAAGAAGCAAGGAGAAAAAUUAGAGAAUGAAAGACGUCGUCUCUAUCAAAUCGAUUAUCAAAUAGCGUCAGAACAACUACGACGAAAACAAAUUCAAACGAAUGGACAUGCAAUAGAAAAACAAAAUCAUGAGCACCAUUCAUUAGGAGCUAAACCAAUUCGUUCUAGUAUACCGAAUGAGAAUGGCAAUGACAUAACAACAACACUUUUAAAUAAUGGAACGGCUGCUGAAAAAAAAUCUAAUUUUGAUCAUGGUUUAAGCCUAAACGAUGAUACGCAAUUUAAAAAAGAUUAUUCAGAUCCGAUGAACAAUAAUCAUAAUGAUGAUACUGCUCAUUCAGGUUCAUCAAUUUCACAUUAUUUUACUAAUGUACAUCGUUCAAUCAGUAAACGUUUAUCAUCAACAUUUAAACGAAAUUCUCAAACAAAUUCACAACAUAUUUCAAAUGAUCAUCGUCAAACUGGACAAAUGUCUCGAAAUGACGAAUUAUUAAUUAUAAAACGUAAAUUACAUAAUCUUAAACGUGAGAAAAAAGCUUUUCGUACACUUGGUCUUAUUCUUGGUGCAUUGCUGAUAUGUUGGCUGCCAUUUUUUGUUACAUUACCUGUUGUUUCAAUACUUAAACAUCUUGGAAUAAUAACAGCUGAGAAUACUGAAAAUACAUGGUUUAAAAUAACAUUUUGGCUUGGUUAUUGCAAUUCAGCAUUAAAUCCAUUUGUGUAUGCUUUUUCAAAUCGUGCUAUACGCCGAGCUUUUCGUGAAGUUAUCUUUCGACGCUUUUGUUGUUGUGGUUUACAAUGUUGGUUAUGUCGACAUUUUUGUCCAAAGAAAUCAAAUCAAUAUGAUCGUCAACGAUCAUAUCCAAAUAAACGUGAUAAUAGUUAUUCAAUAGGAUCAGAUGUACCACAAGUAGCACCAAGAAGAACAUAUUCAUUAUCGCAUGAAUUAAUUCGAAAAGUAUCUAAAACAUCCAAUGAUACUGAUCCACCAUUAUCUACACCAAUUCCAACAGCCGGUAGUGGAGAAGGUCCAGUUGUUUCAUUUGUAAAUUUCGUUGUUCCAACCAUUAAAGAGGAUCCAUCAUUGGAAGAUGAUAAACCACCGCCGUCGCCACCGCCGCCACCGCCGCCACCACCACCACAGGAAGAAUCAAAGUCAACAUCGAUACCAAAAAGUUUUAUAGAUUCAAGUUCAGAAUCAUAA
This is a messenger RNA of Rotaria socialis, 1953 nucleotides long. The record is from the annotation of a GenBank genome assembly. NCBI's taxonomy places the organism in Eukaryota, Metazoa, Rotifera, Eurotatoria, Philodinida, Philodinidae.